CUGUUCUUGUUUCCUGUAAAUGUUCUGUUUCUCUAAAGAACUUUAGCUUAUCCAUAAGAUAAUAAUUGGAUCUUGAAUGCUUCUGAUUGGAUCUUGAAUACAUUAUGUUCCAAAAUGAUCUUUCUUAAGGAAACAGAAGUAGGUGUACAUUUAAAGAUAUACUCUUUGUGUUGCUUUAUAGAUGAAGAUUUGGUAAUGAAUAUGAACGGCAAUGUGAAACAAUCAAUCUUUUUUUUUUUUUUUUUGGUUUUGUAUUGAAUUUUCAUCCUUUGAUAAUGAAUUGAUAUUUUUCUGAGGAAUCUGGUAUUCUUGUUUAUUUAAUCUUUUCUUUUAGGUUUUCCCACAAGCUGAUUGAUGAAAAUGUCAAUGAGCAGCUUGUGUGGGAACCUUUGAUAUUCUUUGUUGAAUGUUCGUAUAAUCAAAUUUAUUUCGCAAAGGAAUGAUCAUUCGAUUGAAUCACAACAAUGGAGCUUUUUACUGCAAAUUGUCUGUCCACGGAAAACAAACCUCUUGAGCUUUCAAAACUGGUCAUAGAAGAUAAAAGCUCGGUUAAAAAGAACACUGAAAACACCAUUACACCUGUAAAUCAUGGCAUCUUAUUGGUUGCAGGUGUAAAGGUGUGGCAAGAGAACAGAGAAAAAUGGGUGGGAGAUCAAUCUCGACAAAGAAAAAAGACUACAAAGGAUCAGAUUAUAAGUUGGUCCACUACAUAUGAAGAUCUUCUCUCAACUCAUGAACCUUUCUCUGAGUCGAUUCCUUUACCCGAGAUGGUGGACUUUCUGGUCGAUAUAUGGUAUGACGAAGGCCUUUACGAUUAGAAGAAGAAUCUAACAAUGCCAUCACAUCGACAAAAGAACAAAGAAAAAGAGAUUCAAUUAAAAUCAUUAGGAGUUACGAAAACAUCUACUCUUAAAACUAUCUUUUGUGACCACUCACAUACUCCAUUUGUAACACUUGUAUGAUUGUUAAAUGAGAACAAAACUGAUUCCAAAUAAGUCUUGUUACUUUAAUGCAAAACACAACAUCAGCGAGGA
Molecule: messenger RNA, 1034 nt
Organism: Brassica rapa (field mustard)
Lineage: Eukaryota; Viridiplantae; Streptophyta; Magnoliopsida; Brassicales; Brassicaceae
Source: RefSeq, a predicted model, not a curated record